Molecule: messenger RNA, 2529 nt
Organism: Lachancea sp. 'fantastica'
Lineage: Eukaryota; Fungi; Ascomycota; Saccharomycetes; Saccharomycetales; Saccharomycetaceae
Source: the annotation of a GenBank genome assembly
AUGGAAUGGCUCAGCAUUGGUCAGCUUUAUCGUGUGCUGGAGGGCAGCGUCUGUCCUGAAUUCCUGAUCUACUCAUUAUCACUUUUCACGCCAUUAAUACUAGAGUUUUCCACUACCUAUAGGAUAAGACGUCAGAAGCCCUCAUCAUCAGUGAAUGUUUUAGCAGCGAAAAGCUCCCUUAGCACUGGGCCAAAGCUGCGUCUGAGCAUGCUCACAAGCAGGGGUGUGGAUUUUGAUUUUGAUUCAGUUUCUCUGCGGUUUAAAGAUGCCCUGGCUGAGUUGUUAAGUGAGAAAGUGUGUUCUUUUAAGAACACUGAUGGAUCCAUUCAACUGAGUGCAGUGGAUGAAGCUUUCUAUUUUGAGUUGAUCAAAAGUACUACCCAGAGCAAAGUAUACGUUUCAACCGCAUCGAAAGAAGAUGGCGAACUAGAUCUAUCGCGGAAAAGGACUAAAUUUUAUCGUCUACUAGGCCAGGAAGAGCUUGUAGUCAAGAUCUGGGAAUCUAUCACAGAUUGCUUUGACGAAGCUGCAGAUCAAGUAAUUUCGGAAUUGAUAGAAAAUCUGGCUCUAGAGAGUGACUUUGAAGCCGCCUUUGUACAGCUAUGGCCAGAUUGUUGUUUGGGUGUUUACCGAAAUCAAAAACUUCUCAUUUCGAAAGCUUUAAAACCAUUGACAGACACUUUCCCCUUUUUGCUAGACAAAAUUCCAGGCGUUCAAUCGAUAGCCGACUUCAUAGACUACCGGCUAGUCGAAGCAGGUUUGUCAGUACUGGGAAACAAGAUAGAUCGGACAGUGACGGAAAUCAUCGAAACGUUGAGACGGGAUCUAGAAAGACUGGCCACGGCAGAUGGAAAUAGUGGGCUUCGAGCUCGCAUUGAGAGUCUCAAGAUGCUACUACGUGUGAUGAGUCAAUGCCGCCUUACAGUGAUCAAGGAACAAAAAAUAUCCCUUCAAAAGACCUAUAUUAAUAACCUCGAGUCUAUGCUGGACAAGCUUGAGAUUGUUGUCGACAAGAAUUAUCUUGCAAAUGUGAGGAUUUUCAUGGUCAGAGAGUGCGAGAUAAGCGCAUGUAUUUCUCGAAAUCUCACCGUAAAGGUUAAGCAAGCUUUUGCCGACAGUCUCAUCUUUCCUGAAAAAUGUCUUCGAAAACUUUUGAAUCUUUAUGCUCUAUGUUAUGGGUUUAGGAAAGAAUUUGAACUAUUAAAACUGACCCAUGUUACGAGCUCUAGGCGCCAGGAGUUCUAUGAUGUUCUUGCUUCCGAGGUUACCAAUAGAUUCAAUGUCUCUUUACGGCAGCAUCGAAAUGCAAACCAUAUUUUGUGGUGCUGCUCUUCGCUUUAUGCGUUAAAAGAGCCUUCCUGUCAUUCAAUCAUCAGAGCAAGUUUGAGAGAAACUUUUGGCGGCGAGCUGAGAGUUCUUGAGCCUCUUCUUAAGAGUCUGAAUAUGAUAAUAAAACGCUGCUAUGAACUUUUGAAAACAGAUGCCUCGGAAGCUAAAAAGUACUAUGACAUUCAAAGUCACACAAUAAAGUCACUUUUCACCAUUCUCCGCGACUUUGACCUGACAGAACCUUUUUUCAAACUGUACCUGGAGAGAGGACUUCUUCGAAGAGCAUUUCUCAUGGGCCAAGAAUAUUUGACCUUUGCCACGCAUCAAUACAAUAUUGAAAGAAUGGUUUUAGACGAGUUUGAUUCGAUGUCGAGUUUAAAUGACAAUUUUUCCCAGGUAUCGAAGUUGCGAGAUGACCUGGCUCGCACUGAAGCACUAUUUGAAGGCUUCAAUGGAAAUCGACGCGGCGAGAUUGAGAUCAUCCCAAUGAUUUUUGAGCGCAAAAACGUCCCUGCCUUUUUCCAAGAGCUCCCGAAUUAUGACAUUGAUCUUCCGCCGCUGUUGCGACAACAAUGGAAUCGAUUCCACAAUUACUAUUUGAAAAGUGAUUCAAAAGCCGGACUCAAACCGCUGACUUUGGAAAACUCCCUUCAUCACUUGGAGGUCCAGACAAGCUUUCCACUAGAGAAUGGCUCGCUUCUCACGUUAGAAGUUUCCUUACUACAAGCCAGUGUGCUUGAAAUUCUCGAUUCGCGAGACGAAGUGACUGUCUCCAUGCUGCAAUCUUCGCUUAGUGUCCCGAUUCAUCAAAUCGAGCUCACACUACAGGUUUUUGUCGAGUUCAAUCUAUUGCAAGAGACUGAUGGAGCAUACAAAAUAAACGAAAAUUUUAUUGUAGAUCCUAAAAAGGUCAAAAAUGGGCGACUAAGGGUUGUUCAACGAGCAGUAACCAAAUCUCAAAAUCGAAACUCCGUGUUCACCACACCCGAGCCUAAAAAUGCUAACUGGGCACAAGAAGUGCUAUGCGCGACUAUUGUUCGGUCUCUGAAGGGACAUGUUGGGGGAAUGUCUUUCGAUGAGCUCAAGCGCUUAACUGAAACAAGAAUGUUGGGAAUUAGCACAGGGGAAUUCAAAUCAGCACUUGCGGCAAGUGACGAAUAUUUCACCAUCAAGGACGAUUUGUAUUAUUAUAUACCAUGA